Messenger RNA from Rhagoletis pomonella (apple maggot), 2210 nucleotides. RefSeq lists its product as uncharacterized. The record is from RefSeq and is a predicted model, not a curated record. Lineage: Eukaryota; Metazoa; Arthropoda; Insecta; Diptera; Tephritidae.
GAAAAGAAAAUGAGUCGCGAUGGUGUGUUCGCUGAUGAAUAUAAACGUAUCAUAGAGUCCUAUAUAGCUAAGGGUUAUGCGCGUAAGCUGUCACCAGCAGAUGCUGCCUUGUCGUCGUCGACAACCUGGUACUUGCCACACUUCGCCGUUGCCAACCCUAAUAAGCCGGGCAAGUUGCGAUUGGUUUUUGACGCAGCUGCUGAGGUGGGGGGGUAUUUCACUCAAUACGCAUCUACUAAAGGGACCACAGGACUACAAGUCGUUGCCGUCCAUUCUCUUCCACUUCCGCGAAGGUGCAGUUGCGGUAUGUGCGGACGUGAGAGAAAUGUUCCACCAAAUAUUGGUGCGGCGGCAAGAUAGAUGCGCUCAACGAUUCCUGUGGCGAGGAGGUGAUGCUACGAGGAAGCCAGAAGUCUUCGAAAUGUGCGUAAUGACAUUUGGUGCUGCAUGUUCGCCAUGUGCUGCCCACUACGUCAAAACCGUCAACGCGUUAGAACACCGGAAUGGAAACAGCGUCGUAGACCGUGCAGUAAAAUCCAUAUUAGACCAUCACUAUGUGGACGACAUGGUUGAUAGCUUCGGUACAGUACAAGAAGCUAUCGCCGUUUCGCAGGUAGUGCGCGCUAUACACAUGAACGCCGGAUUCGAGCUUCGAAAUUUUACGUCAAACUCACAGAAGGUAAUAAAAGAGCUGGAUGGUGACGAGGGUAAGCGACCUAUCUCGAAGAAGGAGGGCUUGUUGGUGGAAAAAGUCCUCGGACUAUUUUGGCAGCCCUCAACCGAUUGCUUUGGGUUCAAGCUAAAAUUUCAUAACGUGGACGCAGCGGUUGUAUAUGGGUCGAGGCCUCCUACCAAGAGAGAGCUGCUCAGCAUCGUGAUGUCCAUUUUUGACCCUUUAGGGUUUUUAAGUAACUUUGUAAUCGGAGCCAAAUUGAUUAUGCGCGAGGUGUGGAGGCACGACAUUCGUUGGGAUGAGCCGUUGCCGACUAGCAUCAACGAAGCAUGGGAGAAGUGGCGAAAUCAGCUGGUUACUGUUGUAGAGUAUACUAUUCCGCAGUUCUAUUUUCGCAUGGGUAUGCCGAAAACCCUACAGCUUCACGUGUUUGUCGACGCAAGUGAGGUAGCCUUCGCCGCCGUCGCCUAUUGGAGGUCGAAACGUUCCAGUGACGAGAUCGAAGUGGCGUUCAUUUCCGCGAAGUCACAGUGCGCUCCAAUAAAGUCAUUAACUGUGCCUCGUCUUGAACUCCAAGCGGCCGUGCUCGGGACUCGCCUAAUGUGCUGUAUACGAGAGGAGCAUUCUCUAGACGUCAACCAGUGUACUUUGUGGAGCGAUUCCAAGACAGUGGUCAGGUGGAUUAGGAGCGAACAUCGUCGCUACAAACCGUACGUUCAGCACAGGAUAGCGGAAAUAUUGGCCGCUACCAACUCAUCAAACUGGAAGUGGUUACCAACUGAACUCAAUGUCGCCGACGAAGCUACACGCGCGAACAAUCGCCUUGAUUUCCGAGCAACAGCCCGCUGGUCAUGUGGUCCGGCAUUUCUGCAUCGGCCGCAGCAGUAUUGGCCUAACGACAACACCGUGGUACCCAGCGAAGACGAGCAUGAUGAAGAACUACGCCCUAAAUACGCUCUGGUAAUCGUUAACUAUAAUAUAAUUGAUUUUAAACGUUUUUCUUCCUUGACAAAACUGGUGAGAGUUGCAGCCUGGGUAUUGCGCUUUAUGGACACUUGCCGUCUCCGUGUUCAGGCAGACAAUCGAUAUGGGUUGACUGCGCGAGAAGUCGAACUUGCCAAGAAGCUAUUGUGCCGCCUUGUUCAACGAGAGGUAUUCGCUGCAGAAUUUCAGCAGAUACAGAACGGCCAAAAUAUCGCACGUAACAGCGCGCUGCUACAGCUCUCGCCAUAUAUAGACAAAGAUGGUGUGCUCCGCGUGAAUGGUCGCAUCGACGCCGCCAGCUGGCUGCCCAUAAGCUCUAGACACCCCAUCAUAUUGCCGCCAAAGCACUACUUCGCGAGACUGGUUGUGAUGCACUACCAUAAAGUUAUGCGGCACCAGAACACUGAGGCUACAAUAUGCGAGAUACGACGCCACUAUUGGAUCCCACAACUACGAACUUUGCUACGCAGCGUAAUCACGCACUGUUUGGAGUGCCGCUUAAGAAAAGUACAGCCUGAACCGCCUCAAAUGGCGCCGCUACCAAUUGACAGGC